This is a messenger RNA of Thlaspi arvense, 896 nucleotides long. Lineage: Eukaryota; Viridiplantae; Streptophyta; Magnoliopsida; Brassicales; Brassicaceae. The record is from the annotation of a GenBank genome assembly.
UUCUUUCAUCUUAUUAUUCAUAUUUAGAGAGUCUUGGUUUCUUUAGGCUAGUGCUUGGCACUAUUUGGUGUUUUCUUUACAAGAUAUGUGUUAUAUCAAAAGAUGCUUGUAAGCAUCUUGUUUGUUUUAGUAGGAGUCGUAACUUUUGGUUUAGAACACAUAUAACAAGACACAACUCUUCGUUCGUGUUGUUUGAAAAAGUAUUUAAACACAAGUUCUUCUUCUCUGUAAAAACAAGUUUUUCAUAAUCAAUAAUAAAACACAAGUUUUUCUUAUACGGUACUCUGUUUUUCAUUCUACAAAACAGAGCAACAAGUAAACACUUGUUUUGCUUUUUGAGAAAGAAGCUUGCGCUUAUAACAUCCUCACCCUCCAUAUUUUCCAAACAAUCCAUGGUGGAAGUACCAGUCAUAUUAUGGAUCAGGAAUACUGUUUUGACAUUGUCUUCUAAUUCAUCUGGAGCUUGAUCAAACUGAGUAAAUAUGAUUGAUUGUCUCUUCCGUCAAGCAACAUCUUUGGCAGGUUGUAUUUAGCUCAACUCCUCUUGUAUUUAAUCUGUCUGCCGUUGCAAGGGAGCCAAGGGUCUUGCCAAACAUUUGUAUAUUUUCCAAUCCCAGUUGUACUCGCAGUCCUUUGCAAAGUUCAAACAAAUCCUCAGAGGUCGGUUUUAUCCUAACGAAAAUACUCCGACAACGGUAUCUCCUAGUUUCAAAAUGGAAUCUUGCACACACACUGUUUUGGAAACCGGAGGAUCUACAACCUGUAUAUGGCUAAUUUUUGUUUUCCUAACAUACUUGUUGGGCUUAGCGACUCAUAUGAUACGUAACGCGAUGGGAAUGACAAGAGCGAGAGACGGCCAACUUGAGCUGGAAAAAAGGUUUGAGAAAGGGACGUGA